Messenger RNA from Kazachstania africana CBS 2517, 2073 nucleotides. RefSeq names its product mRNA-binding ribosome biosynthesis protein NOP4 (gene NOP4). The transcript has a single exon. Gene Ontology annotation, molecular function: RNA binding. Bases 1 to 2073 code for a protein of 690 amino acids. The record is from RefSeq and is a predicted model, not a curated record. NCBI's taxonomy places the organism in Eukaryota, Fungi, Ascomycota, Saccharomycetes, Saccharomycetales, Saccharomycetaceae.
AUGUCUGUGGAACAAGUUUCAGUUUCAGCUGGAAACCCAAGAACCGAUAAUGGUUUAGAUAUGAAAACAUUAUUCGUUAGAUCCAUUCCCUUCGAUGUUACUGAUGAGGAAUUGGGUGGAUUUUUUUCUAAUUUUGCACCAACAAAACACGCAGUUGUCGUUAAAGAUGUUAACAAGAAAUCCAGAGGUUUUGGUUUCGUUAGUUUUGCCACAGAGGAGGAUACAAAAGAUGCCUUGGGGAAGGCUAGAAGAUCGAAACUUAACGGUAACGUAUUGAGAGUUGAUAUUGCAAAAAGAAGAGAUCGUAAUAAGAAGAAUGGUGAAGAGAAAGCUAUAUCACUUCCCCUCGAUACUAUUGGCGAUAAAGAAGUCGAACAAAGUGAUGACGAAGAGGAAGACAGUCAAUUCAAAGGUAAACCAAAGUUAAUUAUCAGGAACAUGCCAUGGAGUUGUCGUGACCCAAAUAAAUUAAAGAAAAUUUUUGGUAGAUUUGGUAACGUUGUUGAAGCUUCCAUCCCUAGAAAACGUGACGGUAAGCUAUGUGGUUUCGCAUUUGUCACUAUGAAAAAAAUCAGCAACUGUAGACUUGCAUUGGAAAACACAAAAGAUCUUAAGAUUGAUGGUAGAAAUGUUGCUGUUGAUUUUGCUGUUCAAAAAAAUAGAUGGGAAGAUCAUAUGAAAAAAGAUGAGGAAAAAGAAUCAGCCCAAGAUGAAUCAAGCGAAGAGGAAAGUGCAGAUGAAGCUGAUAGCGAAGAAAAAGAGGAUGACGAUAAAAUUCAACUAAAUUCCGAUGAAGAAAUUUCUGGGGAAGAAGAAGAUGACGAAGAAGAAGAAGAGGAGCCAAAAAGACCACAAAAGAAUAGAAAGGAAGACUACUCUGUCUUUGUCCGUAACGUUCCAUAUGAUGCUACAAAAGAAUCAUUAGUAGAUCAUUUCAGCAAAUUUGGUCCCGUUAAGUAUGCUUUACCAGUUAUCGAUAGAGAAACAGGAUUGGCUAAAGGUACAGCAUUUGUUGCAUUCAGAAACGAAGAAACGUACAAAUCUUGUUUGGAAAAUGCACCUGCCGCAGGUAGUACAUCUCUAUUAAUUGGUGAUGAUGUUUUACCUGAGUACGUUUAUGAAGGUCGUGUCCUAUCAGUCUCUCCAACAUUGGUCAGAGAAGAAGCAAAUAAGAGAGCAGAGAAAAACGCAGAAAAAAGGAAAGAAAUAUUGGGUAAAGCUCCAGGUGAGCGUGAUAAGCGUAACUUAUACCUUUUAAAUGAAGGUAGAGUUGUUGAAGGUACUAAAAUGGCUGAGUUACUGACUGCAAAGGAUAUGGAAAUAAGAGAAAAAUCUUAUUCCUUAAGAGUUGAACAAUUAAAAAAAAAUCCAUCCUUACACUUGUCGCUAACCCGUUUGGCUAUUAGAAAUUUACCAAGAGCAAUGACGGAGAAGGCAUUGAAAGCACUUGCUCGUAAAGCUGUUGUGGAAUUUGCUACGGAAGUCAAGGAGAACAAGAGACAUCCGUUAAGUCAAGAAGAAAUAGUAAGAUCCACAAAGGAAAAAUACAGAUUUAUGUCACCUGAAGAAAUUGCAAAGCAAAAGAAAAGAGAUAAGAAACAUGGUAUCGUAAAACAGGCAAAGGUUAUUAUGGAGGUUAAAGGAUCUUCAAUUGGUAGAAGUAGAGGUUACGGUUUCGUAGAAUACAAGGAUCACAAACACGCAUUAAUGGGCUUAAGAUGGUUAAACGUACAUGCUGUAACGGCAGAGGAAGUAUUGGAAGGUUUAACUGACGAAGAACAGAAAUCUAUUGACCCAUCGUCGGUUAAAGGCAGACGUCUUUGUGUAGAAUUUGCCUUGGAUAACGCCAAUGUAGUUAAGAGAAGAAGAGAAAAUAUAAAGCAAGCUAGAGAAGGUUUCAAAAGAAGUAGAGAUGACAAUGACAUUGAAGGAGAUGCCGCAUCGGAUGCUAAAAAGGCAAAGACGCAAAAUGGAAAUGACAAUGACAGCGACGGUAAAGACGGGAAAAACCUAAGUAGCGAUAUUAAAAGAUUAAUUGGCCUUAAGAGAAAGAGAAAGCAAGGUAGAAGGUAG